Molecule: messenger RNA, 2355 nt
Organism: Bombyx mandarina (wild silkworm)
Lineage: Eukaryota; Metazoa; Arthropoda; Insecta; Lepidoptera; Bombycidae
Biological process (GO): regulation of DNA-templated transcription
Molecular function (GO): DNA binding; DNA-binding transcription factor activity
Source: RefSeq, a predicted model, not a curated record
UAAAGUCCUUUAAAUAAAUUACUAACAAGCGAUAAAACUGGAUUAAACUCGUUAAUAAACAACAAAUUAAAUAUGAAGAAUGGACGAUAACUCGAAACACGCAUCCUCAUAUCAAUUAGACCAGGAAAUACUCGACGCUAGAGGCAUAGAAAUGACAGUGGAAGAGGUGGUCGAAUUACCGACUUGCAAGUACGCAGAUCGCGUUCAUUCACUGAAAUUAAGUGAAGACGAUUUAGCAUUCCUUAAAGGAUUAAGAAGAAGGAUCAAGAAUAGAUUAGCAUCACAGAACAGUCGACGUCGAAGCGUUGAAAAUUUAAGGCGUUUGACGCGCGAGCUCAGGGCGGUGCGCGCUUGUAGACGAGACGCUUUAUCCGAAAGGCGGAGUCUGGUCGCGCAGCGGGACUCGAUCAGGGAGCAGUGCGUGGCUCUCCGGGCGUACUUAGUGCAGGCAUUAAGCGAGCGUUCGGACAGCUCCGCGAUUCCGUCGAUACAGAAUCCGGCCCAGAAUCCGCACGAAUCUCCCGCGAAAUCUCGUUCCUCGUCUCCGCGCACCGAAUAUUCUAGCGACCGCAGCAACCUCGCGAAGGACGACGUUUUCGAGCUGCGACUAGACCGGCUGGUGGACCGCAGCGUCGAUCGCCUGUUCAGGUGCGAUGACGUCAAAAAGAUCUGCGCCCAGACGUUCUACAUUAACGAAAGCAAAUACGAGGGCGUGCUCAAUUUGUCGGUGAAAGACGGCCGCCGGGGCCACGGUCGGAAGCAGACUGCGCCCAGACGGAUCGUUUACUGCGAUAGUGAGGAUAACGUUUUGGAUUUGAAAAUCAAAACGGAGAAGCCCUGAGGAAAAGUCUUAUGUGAUUAUAAUUACACGAUUUCGAACGAUAAUCACAAUUUAGUAUUUAAAUACGUGGUAUGAGAUCAAAGUUUAUACGUAUCUCUCUCUGCCUAGGGAACAAACAGUGUUUUUAGGGUUCUAAUGUACGACCAAUACGAGUGAAGGUGAUUCGAAAUUGCCGCCAAACGCAAAGCGUAUUUGACGUCUGACGUUGACGUACGUGUCAUAUUUGACAGCUGUCAGUUUGAUUAAAACGUGCAAAAGUUAGUUUAAGGCACAGGUGUAAAUAGUCGUUUAUUCUUUAAUAAAGCUGAACACGAAUACUUUCUGUCGUCCUGGUAAGAAGCGUCCGUCGCUUAAAAGAAGACGUCGAGUGUACUGAGCUUUUAUAGUUAAAUAGGAGUGAUGUGAACGAUAAAAGCGGGUGUGAUAAAAACGUUACUAGCAUAAGUGCGCGCGAUCUAAGUGCAACCGUUCGUCUAUUUUUGCCGUGAAGCAGCCUCGCGUUGUACGCUGCGAAUGAAACCGAGGCCUUUGUGACGUCACGCUCGUGACGUAAUGUAAUCCAGUAGACGGCUUCGGAAAUAAAGCCGUCUUUUUGGUCCGGCGAUUCAGCUAGUUUCUGGGUUAUCGAAGUCUAUAAUUCCUCACUGAUCAAGGUUUUUAAAAAAAAAUCAUUAACGCCCACAUCUAAGUUUCCAGGGGAACGACUCUAAUUAGUACUAACGUCUGCUGAGACAGUGUUGCCACAUUAAAUCCAACAAUACUUUUGGUCUUCCACUUAUAUCAUGUAGACAUAUAAAUAAUCCUCUUCCACUUUUAAUUGAACCGUCUAAAUUCCUCACUUAAAACUUGAGCGAAAUUUUAUCAAUAAAAUAUUCGUACUUAAAUUAUCGUCGGGUUUAUCUGGAUACGGUGUGCUUAGUGUGAGAUUUUUGCCGCUAGGGGCGCUGUUCCAACUCCAUACAAAUUUGAGUUAACUUUGACGCUAUCGAAAACGUUAACAAACUCGCACUAAGCACACAUAUCUUCAAUCUAUUGAAAAUCACAGUGUAAAUACCGCCUUGAGAUAUAAGGUCGUAUUCUUAGAACGACUGUAUCAACGCAUAACCGCCUAACUCGCUUAGGUAGGAUCAGUACCCGUCGCAAUACCAGUCACUUGAGCCGGUUCUAUGCCCCGUGUUCAUAGAUCCCUGUUUCAAAACAAACAAAAAAAAACAUUUGAUAACUUUGACAGUAAUUUUGGCGGUCAAAUAUUGAACAAAAUGGCGUACGUUAAAGCCUUCUUAAUAGUAUGGAGGGUCUAAGUAAGGACCGUCUUGUAUAGGUGACAAGUUGAUAAUCUGUCCGCCAGUAAACAGCUAGUUGUUAUUGGAAGACUCACCGAAAUAGCGCUAGUGUAGGAAGUGGAAAUGAUGUGAAUAUAGCAGUUUUAAACAGAGCGAUGUUGAAAAUUUUAAUAUUUUUCGUGACUUGUGUAGUUCAAAAAUAUUCGGAGUAAAUUUAAUUUUUUUUAUUGC